Diversispora eburnea is the source of this 266-nucleotide messenger RNA. The record is from the annotation of a GenBank genome assembly. Lineage: Eukaryota; Fungi; Glomeromycota; Glomeromycetes; Diversisporales; Diversisporaceae.
GAACCUUCACUGACGCACUUAUAAUCUCCUCAAGAAAUGUAACAAGUGUACAAGAACUACAAAAGGAAAGGCUAAAACAUUUGGCUAAAGCUUAUGAGUAUUAUGAAAAUGAUAUCGUAUUAUUAUAUAAUUCUGCUAAAAGACAAAUGCAUGAACAAAAGUUUAAUCCUAAAUGGACAGGACUGUUUUGGAUAGAAAAGAAGUUAGAAACUCAACGUGCUAGAUUAUUAGAACUUUACCAAAGUUUACAAUUAGAUUACACUUCU